CGCAUAUACACAUGUGCUGCUACAGAAGGGGGUUACGAGGCUUCUGUAAUAAUCAUCCCUUUGGUGUACACAACAUACAUAUACGCGUAUGGAUAUGAUCACUGGGAAUGGCGGUAUCUUUCACGUCAUAAACUCAGACCUUUAAAAUUGUUUUAGUUAAUGCCGCUGUAUGUGCACAAGGCUGUCGCUGUUGUACAUAAUAAUAAUAUGCAUGUGGUACAUUCAACGGGUCAGAAUUUUCACUUUGCCGACAUCAAUUCGCACCACGGCCGUACAAAUGUUUUCAUAUUUUAUGUUUUAAACCCAAACCGUGUAUUUUACAUUGGUCGAAUAAAGAUUCAUUUUUUAUGGGCUCCGUUAAGUGUAUGCGUGUGAUAACUAUGAAAACAAAUGUAACGCAAAUUUAAAUACACGCGACGAAUUGAAAUUUUAUCGAAGGAAAUAUUUGCUCGCCUAAAGUUUUAUCGUACUCUGCAACGUAUGACGAUUUAUAAAACAUAAAAACGUCGUGAGGGCCUUGUGUUAGGCGUUGACUAAUGGCGUCUUGGAAAAAUAUUUUUAUUUAAUAAAUGAUUACGAAGUUCCUACCUAUUUUGUAGCCACUAGAAUUUUCAACAGUACACGUCCCAAAGUGACUAUCGUUGUACUAACAAUACGUUUUCCGCAAAUUAAAAAAACACGACGGGUUCUUAUCGGAGUUUAUUGGAUAGUUUUAGAUUUAGACGGCGGAAUGGGUUCGGACGAGACUUGCACUUCCAUUGGUGACAAUUCCAAUCACGACGGAUCCCUGGGAGGAUGUGCUCCUGGAUCAACAAACGACGACGACCAGGCGAGGCUUAGACUCAAAAGAAAACUGCAGCGAAACCGGACGUCAUUUACGAACGAGCAAAUAGACAGUCUGGAAAAAGAAUUCGAACGGACUCACUAUCCAGACGUGUUUGCCAGAGAGAGACUUGCCGGCAAAAUUGGGUUGCCCGAAGCCAGAAUUCAGGUUUGGUUUUCUAACCGUCGCGCUAAAUGGCGAAGGGAAGAAAAGCUUCGGACACAACGUCGCCCCAACUCCAACCAAAACCAACAAUCGAUGGACCCGCAGAAUCAACAACAGCAGCAACAGCAGCAAACGUCUCCUAGUCGGAUGAACGGGUUCACAACGAACAACAACACCGAACCUAAUCCUAACAUGUACACCACGAUUGGCGGACACGACGCUUUUGGGCCAAUGUCAAUGAACUUCGGCAUGCCGAGCAGCAAUAAUGAGAACGGGCUGUCCCUGUCCAUUAUGCCGGGACAUCAUUCGAUAACUGGCGAUCAACGAGACGCAUACGGUUGUAUGUCUAGGCCGACGUAUGACACAUCUCCGCCAUUAGCUAUUGGAACGCCAGGAUAUUUACGACCGCCAUUGUCACCGACUCCGAACAGUAGUCCACCAGCUCACCACACCGCAUAUCACCACCAUCCCCCACCAUCAUCAAUUAACGGUCACCAUCCACAUCAUCAUGCCCAUCAUCAGUAUAACAUGAACAGUUCUAACUCGACAGGUCUUAUAUCGCCCGGUGUAUCAGUACCAAUAGCUGUUCCAGGACAUACAACAGACUUAUCUGCCCAAUACUGGCCACGUUUGCAGUGACGCCAGGCUGUCAAGUAGAACAACAAAACAACAUUGAAUUAAAAAAUAUUAAAAUCGUGCAAUUUUCAACGAUAUUUGGAGUUAUUUAAUUAUAAAUGUAAAUAGUAUAGUAAUAAUUAUGAUUGUAAUUAAAAAAAAAUUAUAGCUUAAUAAAAAAAAACAAAAAUUGUACAUAAAUUAUAGUUUGUUUUUCUUUUUAACCAAACAAUGUCGAAUUAAUACUAAUAAUUAUUUUCAAACAGUUCACUAAUAAUUAAAAUAUAAGUGUAUUGGUUGUUCAAAUUGUAAAUUAAUAAUACUUAAAUAUACCAAAUUAAAAAUUACUAUACAUAUGACUAUUUUUAAUUUGUAAAUGUUAUCCUUAUAAGUACUCUGGUCGUAACGUGUCCAUUUGUGUAUUCUUCAUUUUAAAUUUUGAAUUAAUAUAUAUUUUUAUUAUACAUUCAGUUUCCAUUCAAGAAACUGAAUUAGUUUUAAAUGUGAAAACUUGAACCUCAUCAG
This is a messenger RNA of Daktulosphaira vitifoliae (grape phylloxera), 2128 nucleotides long. RefSeq names its product paired box protein Pax-6-like. Gene Ontology annotation, molecular function: RNA polymerase II cis-regulatory region sequence-specific DNA binding; DNA-binding transcription factor activity, RNA polymerase II-specific. The coding region runs from base 731 to 1627 and encodes 298 amino acids. Gene Ontology annotation, biological process: anatomical structure development; regulation of transcription by RNA polymerase II. The transcript has 5 exons. The record is from RefSeq and is a predicted model, not a curated record. NCBI's taxonomy places the organism in Eukaryota, Metazoa, Arthropoda, Insecta, Hemiptera, Phylloxeridae.